GCAAGGGCAUGGACAGGGAAGAGUAUCAGAAGUGAGGGAGGCCCCUGACCAGGGCCUAGGCACAAACUGAGCACUAGAGAGCCAGGAGAACCACAGGCUGGGGCGUGGGUCAUAGCCAAUGGCAAAAGGAGGAGGGGGCAGUCACUGGGUGCAGCCAGCUGGAGAACACCUAGAGAGUUGGAGCCAGGAAACCUUGGAGCAGCAACAUUUUUCACGGUCACAUCUUACAGGCCUGAGCUGGGCUGAUGCUAUUGUAAGAUCUUUGAAUCUUUGGUGGCAGCAGAAAUUGCACCCCACCUGCAGCUCCAGCCCUGAGAGGACGAGGAGGCUCACCUGUGUCCCUGGACGGAGGGACCAUGACCAGAUCCUGGGGGUUCUGCUUCCUCCUGAUCACCAUUUUGGUGGCCCUGGUGGGCAGCACAGAUCCAGACAAGAAUGAAGUCAAAGUGUUGAGGGAAUUAAAAGCGAUCAAUGCCUCAAAUGCCAACGUGAAGCAGUGUCUGUGGUUUGCCAUGCAAGAAUACAACAAAGAAAGUGAGGAUAAGUACAUCUUCCAGGUGAUCAAGACAGUACAAGCCCAGUUGCAGGUCACAGAUCGUUUGGAAUACUUUAUUGAUGUUGAAAUUGCCCGCAGCAAUUGCAGAAAGCUUUCAAAUGGUACUGAAAACUGUGUCAUUCAAGAGAACACCAAACUGGAAAAGAAAAUAAUGUGUAGUUUUUUGGUCGGAGCACUCCCCUGGAAUGGUGAAUUCACGGUGAUGAAGAAGCAGUGUGUGGAUGCUUAGGGGGUUCUGGAACUCGCCCCUACCACCAUCUCUACCUUUCUCUGUAAAGAGAAAAAUGGCAUGCACUGGUAUUACCAUUGUGGUUUCCUCA
This is a messenger RNA of Felis catus (domestic cat), 876 nucleotides long. RefSeq names its product cystatin 8 (gene CST8). Gene Ontology annotation, molecular function: cysteine-type endopeptidase inhibitor activity. Bases 357 to 785 code for a protein of 142 amino acids. Gene Ontology annotation, cellular component: extracellular region; cell surface; cytoplasm. The record is from RefSeq and is a predicted model, not a curated record. NCBI's taxonomy places the organism in Eukaryota, Metazoa, Chordata, Mammalia, Carnivora, Felidae. The transcript is spliced from 4 exons.